Hevea brasiliensis (rubber tree) is the source of this 1914-nucleotide messenger RNA. RefSeq lists its product as uncharacterized. The coding region runs from base 1128 to 1454 and encodes 108 amino acids. The record is from RefSeq and is a predicted model, not a curated record. Lineage: Eukaryota; Viridiplantae; Streptophyta; Magnoliopsida; Malpighiales; Euphorbiaceae. The transcript has 3 exons.
GGACUAUUAAUUAUUUACCCAAUUUCUAGUAGCUUCGGAGUUAGAAUGAAUAAAUUUUGAUAUUUCGGACUACUUUGUAAUUUGUAGUUUGUCUCUACUACAAACAUCUGCGCCUCUACGCCGCCGAACAAUCAUCUACGUCACGCAGCGCCCAAGACGAACUUUUCUGCAUAUUGCGGCCGUCUUCUCCUUGCCGAAACGGUCAUCCUAUAACUGCCCGGACCCUGUUUUGCUGCUACACCCUGGCAAACCGUGUUCGAGCCGCGGCAACGCCUAUAUGGCCACCACAGAGUGUGCAACCGAGUCCAUUGACUCAAUAACUUUCAGUUUCUUAACAUAGCAUAGUUUUGUAAAGAUCACAAAUCCCAGAUUGCUUGAUCUUGUGGAGAGGCCUGUGCCUGGUGGGCUAUACGAUGCAGCACUGGGACCACUAAAUGAGAGGACAAUAUAUAUUUCUGCUAUAUUUAUAAAAGAAAAAAAUGUGCACACAAGUUUGUGACUUGAUAUUCAUACUUUCAAAGACUAUGAAUCCAUGUGCAAAUUAAUUUGUGCACACUAGAACUUCUGAAUUUUUUGGUUCAAGUGACGCUUGUGUUUUAUAUCUGCCUAAAAUUGGCGGAUUAGAUUUGUUAUUCAGUGCUAGUUAUACUAAUUGGUUGUUAAUUGAUGUUUCAAUGAAGCAGAGCAUGAGAUUUUCCUUUGAUUUUAUUGAUUAUAAAAUGUUUCUGUAGUGGACAAUUCUCCAUAUGAAGUUCCUGGACUAGUGGUGGGUGAAACCUUCGUGGGCCACAUCCCUUGCCUGCAUCCCAAUCCCAAUUAUUUCUUGUUCUUUGUGUGAACUGAAAGAACCUGAAAUUUGUAUUGUAUAAGUGGGUUGGCAUUUCAUGGAUAAAACAACUGGAACUCAUCAUAAAAGGUGAUAGCGUUGGGGCUAAGAUAUUAGAUACAGUCUCACCAAAUGAAGCCUGACAGUGAUGGUAGCCAUGAAUCUUGUUCUACAAUUCAUUGCGGAGCACAUUGUCACAAUGUUGAGCAUAUGAAGCUGCAAGGAUGGACAUCCCUUCAGUUUUUAAGAAGUGUAAGAACUGUGAGAAGGCAAAUCCUAACAUUACCAAACCUAUCUUUGGAUGGUUUCACAUGGUAUAUUGAGUGGUAUAUCAGAUGCCAGUAUUAGAGCAAAUGUGAUAAGAGCCAAAAUGCUAGGAGGGCCAUUAACUCGUGAAAGUGAAGGGAUGAAGGAUGUAGAGGAUACUGCUGAACCUCCAGAAAACCAUGAUAUUGGUAGGAAGAGGCAUAAGAGAAUAGGUGGGCAAGUGGCUCUUGAGUUCACCAAGCAGAAAAGUAUUUUUUUUCCGUGCAACUUUUAUCAUCAAAGGUAUGCUUCGUUGCGGCAUUGGCAAGUGCCUUUGUUUUAUGUCUUGGCUGAUGUAAUUGACAUGGGUUUUCCUGUGUGAUAAAACACAUUCUGAUAAGAAAAUGUGUUGUAAAAAAAUUUUUUUUAUUGGAAACUGUAUUUCUAAACUUACUUAUUGCAGGUUAAAGAUGUAUUAGACCUUUUGUGGGAAAAUGAGAUCUGUCUUUGUUCAUAACUGACCUUCUGUGGCAAGGAUUUGAAGAGAAAAUGGCAGGGCCUUCUAUGUUCUUUUUAUUGACUAUUUUAGUACCUCCCAUCAAAUUCUAGCCGCCAACAAAGGGAGGUGAUUCUGUAAGUACUUAUAGAAAUUCUUGACUCUGGGAGAAGCACUUAUCAUAAAAAUACGGGAGAAUGGUUUGGUAGUUGCAUUUCCAUUAAAAUCGUUUCAAUGUCAUGGCAGUCACUUGGGAAGUUUCAAGUGAACGAUGCUAGAUAUUUUUACACAUUUAAAUUAACAAAGAGAAGGUCUGUGUGCUUUCUAAAUGCUGUUUGGGAAGGAA